AUGUCUCUGGCAAAUUAUAAUGACGAUCAAUCUCCCUCCACAUACCCUCCCCUCGCUCUCGCGCACUCUCUUUCUGUCUGUAGGAACUUUGUGGAGGAGAAGUUGGGGGUGAAGUAUACAGAGGGGAGGAAGACAGAGUUUGCUAAGUCCUUCAGAGAGAGUGGACCUGCCUCGCCUGUAUUCUUCAUCCUGUCUCCUGGAGUAGACCCUCUCAAAGACGUGGAGUCACUGGGCAGGAAGUUGGGGUUCACCAUAGACCUGGGGAAACUCCACAAUGUGUCUUUGGGUCAGGGUCAGGAGGCUGUGGCUGAGGUCGCCAUGGAGAUGGCUGCUAAGGAGGGACACUGGGUCAUUUUACAGAAUAUCCACCUGGUGGCUCGCUGGCUGGGGUCGUUGGAGAAGCUUCUGGAACGCUGCUGUGAGGGCAGUCACCAGGACUACAGAGUGUUUAUGAGUGCUGAGCCUGCCCCCACACCACAGGAGCACAUCAUCCCUCAGGGCAUCCUGGAGAAUGCCAUCAAGAUCACCAACGAGCCUCCCACUGGCAUGCAUGCCAACCUUCAUGCUGCUCUGGACAACUUCGACCAGGUACAGGAAUGUGUGUAUUAAUGUCUGUCUGUCCACUGGUGUUAGGGAUGGGCAAUUGAAAUUAUUGUUCAAAAUAAUCUCAUCAAAUGUUUGAUUCACACUUUAUAAUAAUGUCCAGUAAUAGAUCAUUUAUAAGGCUAUUAUAAACAGUUCUCACUAUUUACUAAUUGCUGUUUCUACAUUUGCAAAUGUUAGUAAGCUAUACAUAGUUAUUUAUAAACUUUCAAAUGAAUUAUUGGAUAAUUUAUUAGAUGUUUAAUAUAGACCCUUAUAAAACAUUUACUAAUCAUUAGUAAAGUACAGUGGUGUAAAGUAACUAAGUAAAAAUACUUUGAAGUACUACUUUGAGGUAUCUGUACUUUACUUGAG
This is a messenger RNA of Coregonus clupeaformis (lake whitefish), 957 nucleotides long. Its product is annotated as dynein axonemal heavy chain 17-like. Gene Ontology annotation, cellular component: dynein complex. The transcript has 4 exons. The coding region runs from base 1 to 609 and encodes 202 amino acids. Gene Ontology annotation, biological process: microtubule-based movement. The record is from RefSeq and is a predicted model, not a curated record. NCBI's taxonomy places the organism in Eukaryota, Metazoa, Chordata, Actinopteri, Salmoniformes, Salmonidae. Gene Ontology annotation, molecular function: dynein intermediate chain binding; minus-end-directed microtubule motor activity; dynein light intermediate chain binding.